Molecule: messenger RNA, 585 nt
Organism: Leptopilina boulardi
Lineage: Eukaryota; Metazoa; Arthropoda; Insecta; Hymenoptera; Figitidae
Exons: 1
Coding region: 1-585 (194 amino acids)
Source: RefSeq, a predicted model, not a curated record
AUGGAAAUUGCUCGGGUUAACAAUCAUUCGGUAGAAAAUUUAAAAUUGUUACAUGAUACGACAAAUAAAACGCCAGCUGCUCUUAAAAAUUUGGGUCGACCAGUUUCUGAGUGGAGUGACUUACUAAUUUUUAUAGUCACUAGUAAACUUGAUUCUCCGUCACUUAAGGAAUGGGAGAUGCAGUUAGAAUCCAGUACAGAAUAUCCUACUUAUGAAAAGUUAGAUGAAUUUUUAGCUACUAGAAUAAGAGCUUUGGAAGCUAUACAAGCUACUAAAAUAACUUCUGAAAAUUUAAAAAGUUCUAAAUCAAGUUCAGUAAAGGGUCACGCUGCCUCUGUCAUUUCUAAGUGUCCUUUGUGUAAAGAGAACCAUAAUUUAUAUAAAUGUUCUCAAUUUAAGUCACUCUCUGUUGAUCGCCGUAAAGAAAUAGCACAAAAUAACCAUUGUUGUUUUAAUUGUUUAAUCCCCGGUCAUAGGCCUUAUUCUUGUGUGAGUGAAUUUACUUGUGCCAAAUGUCAUCGAAAACACAAUACGCUUUUACAUCAUGAUAAUAGAGUUGAUUCAAGUCAGGUGAGUUCGUCUUAA